Messenger RNA from Gadus macrocephalus (Pacific cod), 6631 nucleotides. RefSeq names its product low density lipoprotein receptor-related protein 4 (gene lrp4). Lineage: Eukaryota; Metazoa; Chordata; Actinopteri; Gadiformes; Gadidae. The record is from RefSeq and is a predicted model, not a curated record. The transcript is spliced from 27 exons. The coding region runs from base 109 to 4380 and encodes 1423 amino acids.
CGCUCCGAGUACACGCUGCUGCUCAACAACCUGGAGAACGCCAUCGCGCUCGACUUCCACCACAGCCACGAGCUGGUGUUCUGGUCGGACGUCACGCUGGACCGCAUCAUGAAGGCCAACCUCAACGGCUCCAACGUGGAGGAGGUGGUGUCCACCGGCCUGGAGAGCCCAGGGGGACUGGCCAUCGACUGGAUCCACGACAAGCUGUACUGGACCGACUCCGGGACGUCCCGCAUCGAGGUGGCCAACCUGGACGGGACGCACCGCAAGGUCCUCCUCUGGAAGAGCAUGGAGAAGCCCCGCGCCAUCGCCCUGCACCCCAUCGAGGGUAAGAUCUACUGGACAGACUGGGGCACCACGCCGCGCAUCGAGUACUCCAACAUGGACGGCUCCAACCGCCGCGUCAUCGCCGACACACACCUGUUCUGGCCCAACGGGCUGACCAUCGACUACGCCGGCCACCGCAUGUACUGGGUGGACGCCAAGCACCACGUCAUCGAGAGAGCCGACCUGGACGGGCGCAACCGCAAGGCCGUCAUCAGCCAGGGGCUUCCUCACCCCUUUGCCAUCACGGUGUUCGAGGACAGCCUGUACUGGACGGACUGGCACACCAAGAGCAUCAACAGCGCCAACAAGUUCACGGGCAAGAACCAGGAGAUCAUCCGCAACAAGCUGCACUUCCCCAUGGACAUCCACACGCUGCACCCGCAGAGGCAGCCCGCAGGGGGGCGGAACCGCUGUGGUGCCAACAACGGGGGCUGCAGCCACCUCUGUCUCCCUAGCAACAAGACGUACAUGUGCGCAUGCCCCACGGGCUUCAAGAAGGUCGACCACUCCAACUGUGCCAAAAGUCUUGACAAGUUCCUGCUUUUUGCCCGAAGGACGGACAUCCGACGGAUCAGCUUCGACACCGAGGACAUGUCGGAUGACGUCAUCCCUCUGGCCGACGUGCGCAACGCUGUGGCCCUGGACUGGGACAGCAAGGAGGGCUACGUGUACUGGACCGACGUCACCACUGACUCCAUCAACAGGGCCUUGUGGAACGCCACCAAGCAGGAGGUGGUGGUGGACACCAGUCUGGAGAGUCCUGCUGGCCUGGCCAUCGACUGGGUGACCGACAAGCUCUACUGGACCGAUGCUGGAACGGAUCGCAUCGAGGUGUCCAACGCGGACGGGACUAUGAGAACCGUGCUGAUCUGGGAGAACCUGGACCGGCCCAGGGACAUCGUGGUGGACCCCAUAGGAGGGCUCAUGUACUGGACCGACUGGGGCGCCAACCCCAAGAUCGAGCGGGCGGGGAUGGACGCGUCGGACCGCCUGGUGAUCAUCUCGUCCAACCUGACGUGGCCCAACGGCCUCGCCAUCGACUACGAGACGCAGCGCCUCUACUGGGCCGACGCCGGCACCAAGGUCAUCGAGUUCGGGAACUUCGACGGCACCGACCGACAGGUGUUGAUUGGCAGCCAGUUGCCCCACCCCUUCGGCCUGACGCUGCAUGAGGAUAGGCUGUACUGGACGGACUGGCAGUCCAAGAGCAUCCAGAGUGCGGACAAGCUCACCGGCCUGGGGCGGCGCACGCUGGCCGAGAACCUGGAGAACCUCAUGGACAUCCACAUGUUCCACCGCCACCGCGAGACAGUGAGUAACCCGUGUGCUGUGAGCAACGGGGGCUGCAGCCACCUGUGUCUCCUGGCCCCCCCCCCAGUGACCUCCAGCUGUGCCUGUCCCACCGGCAUCAACCUGCAGACAGACGGGAAGACCUGCACUCCCGGAAUGAGCAGCUUCCUGAUCUUUGCCAGGAGGACAGACAUCAGGAUGGUGUCCCUGGACAUCCCCUACUUUGCCGAUGUGGUGCUGGCCGUCAACAGCACCAUGAAGAACACCAUCGCCAUCGGAGUCGACCCCACGGAAGGAAAAGUGUAUUGGUCCGACAGCACGCUGAAGAAGGUCAGCCGGGCCAACAUGGACGGCAGCGAGCAUGAGGAAAUCAUCGCCACUGGCCUCAUGACGACGGACGGCCUGGCGGUCGACGCGAUCGGCCGGAAGAUCUACUGGACUGACACGGGCACCAACCGCAUCGAGGUGGCCAACCUGGACGGCUCCAUGCGCAGGGUCCUGAUCUGGCAGAACCUGGACAGCCCGCGGGCCAUCGCGCUCUACAACGAGAAGGGGUACAUGUACUGGACGGACUGGGGCGAGAACGCCAAGCUGGAGCGCGCCGCCAUGGACGGCACGGACCGCGCUGUGUUGAUCAGCAACAACCUGGGCUGGCCCAACGGCCUCGCCAUCGACAGGGCCGGGGCCCAGCUGCUGUGGGCCGACGCCCACACUGAGCGCAUCGAGGCGUCCGACCUCAACGGGCUGAACCGCCGCACCCUGGUGUCCCCGGUGCAGCACCCGUACGGCAUGACCCUCCUGGGGCCCCACAUCUACUGGACCGACUGGCAGAGCCGCAGCAUCCAGCGGGCCGACAAGGCCAGCGGGGCCAACGCCAUCACCGUGGUCUCCAACCUGCCGGGGCUGAUGGACAUCCAGGCGGUCGACCGCGCCACACCGCUGGCCUUCAACAAGUGCGGGCGUAUGAACGGCGGCUGCACCCACCUGUGCCUGCCGCGGCCCAACAGCACGUCCUGCGCCUGCCCCACCGGCGUACUGCUCAAGGGCGACGGCAGGUCGUGCGACGACUCGCCCGAGACCUACCUGCUGUUCUCCAACCGGGUGAGCGUGCGCCGCAUCUCGCUGGACACCAACGACCACACGGACGUGCACGUGCCGGUGCCCGAGCUGCACAACGUCAUCUCCCUGGACUACGACAGCGUGGACGGCAAGCUCUACUACACCGACGUCACGCUGGAUGUCAUCAGACGUUCCAACCUGGACGGCACGGGCAUGGAGACGGUGAUCAGCCAGGGCCUGAAGACCACCGACGGUCUGGCGGUGGACUGGGUGGCCCGCAACAUGUACUGGACCGACACCGGCCGCAACACCAUCGAGGUGGCCCGGCUGGACGGCACCUGCCGCAAGGUCCUGGUCAACAACAGCCUGGACGAGCCCAGAGCCAUCGCCGUCUUCCCCAGCAAAGGGUAUCUGUUCUGGACGGACUGGGGACACAUCGCCAAGAUCGAGCGCUCCCAUCUGGACGGCUCCGACCGCAAGGUCCUCAUCAACACGGACCUGGGCUGGCCCAACGGGCUCACCUUGGACUAUGACACGCGCAGGAUUUUCUGGGUGGACGCCCACCUCGACCGGAUCGAGAGCUCGGACCUGAACGGGAAGCUGCGUCAAAUCCUCGUCAGCCCUGUCUCGCACCCCUUUGCCCUCACGCAGCCCAAGCCGGUUCCCUCCCCUCUAACCCCUUUCUCCCGACUCUCGCAGCAAGACCGCUGGAUCUACUGGACGGACUGGCAGACCAAGUCCAUCCAGCGCGUGGACAAACACGCCGGCCGCAGCAAGGAAACGGUGCUGGCCAACGUGGAGGGUCUCAUGGACAUCAUAGUGGUGUCCCCUAACCGCCAGUCAGGUUCCAACCUCUGCAGCGCCAACAACGGAGGCUGCACACACCUCUGCUUCGCCAAGACCAACAACUUUGUGUGCUCCUGCCCUGACGAGCCCGACGGCAGACCCUGCUCCACCAUCUCAGGCUACGUCCCCACUCCGCCCACUAGAGGGGGCCACGUCACCCCUGCUUCCAAACUCCCCAAGGCAGCCUCCGACGCUCCACUGAACGGGCCGGUGCUUCAUAACUGCACCGACAAGAACCUGAACGUUGAAGGCUGCCUGCAGAGCAAUGUGAUCUCAGCUCCUCACGGGGAAGGGCUUCACAUCAGCUACGUGAUUGGUGGAGUGCUGACCAUCCUGGCUAUUCUCAUCCUCAUCGCAGCCUUCAUUAUCUACAGGCAUAAGAAAUCAAAGUUUGCCGACCCGGGGGUGAGCAACCUGACGUACAGCAACCCCUCGUACCGAACCUCCACUCAGGAGGUGAAGAUCGAGGCCUCGCAGAAGCCUCCCAUCUACAACCAGCUUCGAUAUAAGAAGGAGGGCGGAGUGGACGGCGGCUACACCAAGGAGAAGAUCCGCAUCGUGGAGGGCGUGUGCCUGCUGUCCACCGACGACCUCUACUGGGACGACCUCAAGCAGAUCAAGCCGUCGCGCGGCGGCCUGCACACCUGCAUGCGCACCGACACGGUGUCCCUGCAGGCCAGCAGCGCCUCGCUGGACGACGGCGAGACGGAGCAGCUGCUGCAGGAGGAGACGUCCGAGUGCUCGUCCGUCAGCACGCUGACCCCGUCCACCGUCACCCCGCAGCGCCACACCCAGCACGGCCUGCCCGACACCGGCUGGGCCUCCGCCCGCAAGCCCUCCACCGAGAGCCAAGUGUGAGGCGGCGGCGGCGGCGGUUUUGGUGGUGCCGUUCCGCUCUCUCUCUCUCUCUCUCUCUCUCUCUCUCUGUCUCUCUGUCUCUCUCUCUGUCUCUCUCACGCUCUCUUUCUCUCUCGCUUUCUCUCUCGCUUUCUCUCUCACUCUGUCACUCUCUCUCUCUCUCUCUCUCUCUGGCUGCCUCUACCCACUCCCCCCCCACCCCUCGUCCCUUCGACUUCAUGUGCUUUUUUUUUACAAAUCUCUUGCCGCAUACCUAGGAAACAGACAAACACGAACAAGCGCACACAUAUUUAUAUUCGGUACAACUUAUACCUGCAAAGAUUUAUAUAGACGUUAGGUACAAACGCAUAGGUACACCGGAUCCUAGGUAGUCGCGUUCUGAUGCUAUGUAGGAAACGUAGUCCAUGUGAUCCUGAGUAAUAAUAUAGUUCACAUCAAGGCAAAACCUCUGAAGAAUGGACUCCGUCCCGCCUGCACACUUGCUAAUAAAUGCGUACAUUUAUGGACAAAAUGCAAAUCCAUACACUCAGAACUAUUUAUGGCAAAAUUGACAACUAAUAAAGACAAUAAAUGAGUAUGCUGGAAUGGAGUGCGCAAGACUCUUGCAGAUGGAGCGGAAAAGUGCAUCCAGGUAUUCCCGGAGCCUUUGUUUUUUAAAGAUGCAAAAGUUUCAAAGCGAGGGACGCUGUUUUUGUGUAGAAUUACAUUUUUGUGAACUUUUUUUUUUUUUUUACAAUGCUAAACAAAAUCUGCUUGAAUAUGUAACAAAACACCCUCUCUCAUGCCACUGGUCAGUCGUCAAGUCUCUAUGAACUAUUUAUGAACAUUUUAUAUCUCAGAGUGGGUUUGUUGAUAUUUUUUUGGGAACUGGCCUGAUUGUUGUGUUCAAGCUGUUCGCAUUCUCAGAUAUUCAAAAGUGAUAUUUAUGGACAGUGCCAAAGGGGAGAGCCUCUCACAUAUCUGCCCUCAUUUCCUCAUGCUACAGUACACUACAAAUGAAUGUUUUGUUUUUCCUGAAAACUGGAUCUUCACUCCACCCUACUUCUAUGGACUGGACCGUUUUCCCCUCAGUGCUCAGAGCCUGGGCGUGCAUGUAAUCUGGGCUCUCCGGUCAGAGUCCUUUCAUCCUAAAUUAAACCGGCAAAGAAAAGACUGCAAGAACCUUUAUGUUUCAGGAAAAUCGCUGAUUUGCUCCUUCGCCUGAACAGCAGAAGACGCCAUGAUGAAGUAUAGCCUAAGUGCCAAACUUUCCCCCCCCACUUCUCUUCUUCUCAUCCAGUUCUAUUUAUAUUACUCUGGGGUUGUUUUAAUGCACGUCAGGUUCUAUGGUAGCAUUUUUGUGAAUAGUACAUCUUCUCAACUCUGUAAAUCUGUAAUGGAGUGUCGUUCCAUGCUCCCAGUAUAACACAUGAGCCCCCACCUCUCUGUAUAUUAUGUGUAUAACACUGUGCAUAUCCGGAACCAUUGAGCAUCGGGGUUAUAGUUUAGAAAUAUAUCACUGACAACUUAAUAAUGUUAAUUAAAUACAAGCAAAAGUUACGAUGCAUUGUUUUAACAUAUAUUGCCGUUUUACAGUUAAAGAUGAAAGGACACGACCAUCGACGAUUACCAGACAUUUCAAGACCAUGUAUUUUGAAGUAUGUUCUACUCCUUCAGCGACGUGCUGAUUCGCUGCUAGACAUCGCACUGAGGCCGACAGCAAAAAGGGGUCUUGGCAGCUAUAACCUGUAGUCUUUGGACGGUGUAUCGGUAGUUGGCCUACAGCACAUCAAAACUAAUUCAAUUAGCCUAAUCCCAAAAUACAGCCUCACACAUUCUGCGGAUGAGAUGCCGACUGUACAGGUUUAACCUGGCCGAUUAAAGCAAACCUGGGGUGAGACGUUGUGUUUAUUAUGUUGUCUUUUGUGUAAAGGGAUUUAAUGCUUUUUUUGACCUGUAUUAAUUUUACUCACUGGAGAAGAACGUUUUUAAUUUGCUGGAUUAUUUUAACCACUGUAUCCAAGCGUUGUAAAUGAUAGGGAUGCCCGUUAUUUAAUAGUGUUCUUUUAUGUUAUGAAAUAUUGGUCGAGUAUAGUUGUUGUAAAGGUAACAAAAAGAGGUAUUUAUGGUUUCUUUGUAUGGUUGUCACUUAAUGUGUAAAUAUGAACAGACUGUAUAUGUAUUUCCAUGGCAGUACUAACAAGCUGUGUUGUGUGGUAUAGUGAAUUAUCUCUUUGGUAUCUUUUAAUAUAAAACAGCAUUUGCAUUUCAA